Oncorhynchus gorbuscha (pink salmon) is the source of this 660-nucleotide messenger RNA. RefSeq names its product keratin-associated protein 5-3-like. The transcript has a single exon. The coding region runs from base 1 to 660 and encodes 219 amino acids. NCBI's taxonomy places the organism in Eukaryota, Metazoa, Chordata, Actinopteri, Salmoniformes, Salmonidae. The record is from RefSeq and is a predicted model, not a curated record.
AUGUUGUUUUUUGUACCCCUGGGCUGUGUGGGCUGUGUGGGCUGUGUGGACUGUGUGGGCUGUGUGGGCUGUGUGGUCUGUGUGGACUGUGUGGGCUGUGUGGUCUGUGUGGGCUGUGUGGACUGUGUGGGCUGUGUGGGCUGUGUGGGCUGUGUGGACUGUGUGGACUGUGUGGUCUGUGAGGGCUGUGUGGGCUGUGUGGACUGUGUGGGCUGUGUGGACUGUGUGGGCUGUGUUGACUGUGUGGACUGUGUGGGCUGUGUGGGCUGUGUGGACUGUGUGGGCUGUGUGGACUGUGUGGGCUGUGUGGGCUGUGUGGGCUGUGUGGACUGUGUGGGCUGUGUGGACUGUGUGGGCUGUGUGGACUGUGUGGGCUGUGUGGACUUUGUGGGCUGUGUGGGCUGUGUGGACUGUGUGGGCUGUGUGGACUGUGUGGGCUGUGUGGGCUGUGUGGGCUUAGAGAUCAUAGGACUCACAGUGAUCAUAGGACGCACAGGACUCAUAAUGCUCAUAGGGCUCAUAAUGCUCAUAGGGCUCAUAAUGCUCAUAGAACUCAUAAUGCUCAUAGAACUCAUAAUGCUCAUAGAACUCAUAAUGCUCAUAGGACGCACAGGACUCACAGUGAUCAUAGGCCUUACAGGUCUCAUAGUGUUCAUAUGA